Molecule: messenger RNA, 708 nt
Organism: Naumovozyma dairenensis CBS 421
Lineage: Eukaryota; Fungi; Ascomycota; Saccharomycetes; Saccharomycetales; Saccharomycetaceae
Gene: MRPL16
Product: mitochondrial 54S ribosomal protein uL16m
Exons: 1
Coding region: 1-708 (235 amino acids)
Biological process (GO): mitochondrial translation
Cellular component (GO): mitochondrial large ribosomal subunit; ribosome
Molecular function (GO): structural constituent of ribosome; rRNA binding
Source: RefSeq, a predicted model, not a curated record
AUGAUGAUGAAUAGACUUACUACCCCUGGAUUAAAGCUAGGGAGCAGCCUUCUAUGCACUACAAAUCUAAUAGCAUCCAGAACUAGUCUCCCAUGGAUAAUAUCCGUAACAAGAAGAUUUAAACAUGAAUAUGCUCCCCGAUAUAAAGAUCAAAAGAAGAAACAAAAGGGUAGAGUCCCGGUACGUGUUGGUGGCUCCAUUAAAGGGUCUACUUUACAAUUCGGUACAUUUGGUAUGAGAUUGAAAUCUGAGGGGACAAGGUUAACUGCAGAUCAAUUAAAAGCUGCUGAUACAGCAUUAAUGAGGUAUGUUAGACCACUGAAUAAUGGACAAUUAUGGAGACGUCUUUGUUGUAAUGUUGCAGUUUGUGUGAAGGGGAACGAAACGAGAAUGGGGAAGGGGAAAGGUGAUUUCGAUCAUUGGAUGGUCAGAGUCCCUACAGGGAAAAUAAUUUUUGAAAUGAGUGGUGAUAAUUUACAUGAAAGAGUUGCAAGAGAAGCGUUCAGAAAAGCUGGAGAUAAAUUGCCUGGUGUUUAUGAAUUUGUGUCUAAGGAAUCCUUGGUAAGAGUUGGGUUACAUGGCUUUAAGGAUGAGAAAUUGAUAAAGGAAACUAAUUACUAUCAAAAAUUACAAGAAAAACCAACAAAGGAAUUUUUAAAUGUUCUAAAAGCCAAGGAACCUGAGUAUCGUUUAUUUAGAGGACGUUAA